Messenger RNA from Exaiptasia diaphana, 2307 nucleotides. Its product is annotated as protein ABHD11. The record is from RefSeq and is a predicted model, not a curated record. Gene Ontology annotation, cellular component: mitochondrion. Gene Ontology annotation, molecular function: catalytic activity. Lineage: Eukaryota; Metazoa; Cnidaria; Anthozoa; Actiniaria; Aiptasiidae. The transcript has 5 exons. The coding region runs from base 17 to 952 and encodes 311 amino acids.
AUUUAUAAAGGCAGUUAUGUAUAAAAAUUUGACCAAAAAUGCACGUCAAAUUAUGGAAUUUUACAAUUUAAAGGUUCAUCCUGGUUACGUUAGGAGAAACCUUUGUCGCGCCUCUUACAAUGAGCUGUUUACAAGUUCUCCAGUGAGAUUAUCUUAUGCGAAGAUUGAAGGUGAAGACACAGAUCCUGAUCCAAGUCCUCCACCUUUAUUUAUUUUACAUGGAUUAUUUGGUGCUAAAAAGAACUGGCGAAGCAUUGGAAAAGCUUUAAAUGCAAAAACUGGAAGGCAGGUAAUAUCAAUUGAUGCAAGAAACCAUGGAAGCAGUGAACAUAGUGAUGAAAUGAACUAUUUUGURCAAGCACUGGAUGCUAAAAACUUGCUUGAAGAACUAGAUAUUGAAAAGACUGUGUUAAUUGGRCACAGCAUGGGUGGAAAAGUUGCAAUGACACUGGCUUUGUCAUUUCCUGAUUUAGUGGAAAAAGUUAUUAUUGUAGACAGUUCUCCUACGCCYUCAAUCUCUGAUGAAGAUAUACAAAAGUACUUAAAAGUCAAACUUCAAAUGAAUUUAAGUCAGAUCAGGGAUAAAAAGGAGGCUGAAAAUUUGAUGAAAAGUGAAAUUGAAAGCAGUAUCAUGAGYCAGUUUUUCCUAGCCAACCUUAUCCCAUUGCCUGAGGGUGGAUUCAGAUGGAGAAUAAACUUGGAAGCCAUUGAAAAUAAUUUACAAGAUUUAAUGGCAUUUCCUUCACACUUUCCACAUCAGCAAUUCAAYGGAGAAGUUCUUUUUAUUGGUGGUGGAAACUCAAAAUAUAUUCAGGAAAAAGAUUUUCACAUAAUCUACAGUCUUUUUCCCAAAGCAGAAAUAACAUACAUCCCAGACUGUGGUCAUUGGGUYCAUGCACAGAAACCCAGGGAAUUAAUGCAGUUGAUAUUGGAUUUUUUACACAAGAAGUAGUUAACACUAUAAUAGAGUUUGUCAGGAUUAAAUAUACAUUGAUCAAAUCUUCUCUUCGAGAGCACCAUCACGGACCAUAUUCAAGAGGGUAAAAAGAAGUGGUCAAUGGAAUGCGAUAUGGACGGAAAAUCGUUUUUAUUCAAUGGACACACGGUAUAAUAUAGACACUUCUGAAACUCACAACAUUGUUUUAGAAGUCAACAAGCCAAUGUUUCUAGCUGGAGUGCGCCUGUUUGCUCCUGAUUCAGAUGAUCAAGGCACAAUUUUACUAUCAAUUCACAAGGCAAAGACAAACUUUGAAUUGCACAGCACAAUGUUAAAUCUAAAAAAGGAAACACGAACAAAAAUCGAUGAUUCCUACAUUGGAUUCACGGUACUUAUAAAACCAUCUGUAUUUCUGUUACCAAUGGAAAAAUACUCUGUUAUUGCACGCUUAGUUGAUGUCAAAGAAAAGCAAAAAAUAACAGAACAACCGCAGUGUUUAGUAAAGCCUGGAUUCGCCCCAUCUAGUGCUGGUUUUUGCUUUUCCAGCAAUACUGGCGGCCUUUUCGGCGCUGUUAGUACUCCUAAUGUUUCCCGCAUCUUGUCAACUGUAUGAAGUGGAGGGAAAAGCGAAAGCUCCUACCAGGAUCUAAAAAUAACAUUUAUAGAUCCCGAUGAUUCAGCGAAUCCUGGUACCACUUCUAAAUAUGGACAAUUUCCUUCAUUUCUUUUGAAGCGGAAGGUCCUCUUAGAGAAACGAGUGGUGACCACUGAGUGAGAAAGGAAAAACGUGUAUCGGCAUAUGACUGCUACAAAGUGAACACAUUGUGUAGCUAAUUCAAGAAAAUCCGAUAUAUACGUAUGUGCACAUGUAUCUACAACUCUGCGCUUUGCUGCUUUCAUGUUUUCCGAGGCACUUAUAGUAACAAUUUUAGACCCACUAUACUACUUUUAUCCAAACUUAGCAAACUGCUUGUCAAGCUUUAGUAAACAAGAUGAAAACAAAAAGCAAGCUCGACACUGAGUGUGGAACGUAAUUUCACUAAUUUUUAGUUAGAAAUAGUUUUUAUAGAUAUCAAUGAAAUGCCAGGUAUUUCUCUAUAAAUAUACGUGGAAAACUUUUUAAUUUUCAUAAUUAUGUGGAAGAUAGAACGGAUUUCGUAUGACUGUUCAAAAAAACAYGGCACUUUCGAGCAGUACCCGUUCUCUACCGGGACUGUGAUGCCUUCUUCAAUAACUAUUUAAACAAAAAACAAAAAAAAUAAUAUUUUUCUUUUUCAAUUAUUAUUAUUAUGGUCAUCAGAGGCGAUCAGGGUGACUGAAUAUGCAAAUAAAAUGUAGAUGAUCAAUCUUUGGUACAUGAUGUGCAUCAA